Messenger RNA from Canariomyces notabilis, 1236 nucleotides. RefSeq lists its product as uncharacterized. Lineage: Eukaryota; Fungi; Ascomycota; Sordariomycetes; Sordariales; Chaetomiaceae. The transcript is spliced from 4 exons. Bases 1 to 1236 code for a protein of 411 amino acids. The record is from RefSeq and is a predicted model, not a curated record.
AUGCACGGCGGACACUCGCUGGCGAUUGCCAUGUGGGUCAUGACGGCUCUGUCCCUCGGUCUGGUAUUUCUCCGACUCUACACUCGAGUACGCAUCGUCCGCUUUGUCGGCGCCGAAGAUCACCUCUAUGUCUGGACCGGCCUAUUCCUUCUCGUCUUCGCCGCGUGCAUCCAGGUCGCAGUUCACUACGGCCUGGGUCGGAGCUUUUGGACCCUGAGUGUCGAUGAUUCGUCAAAUGCCAUCUUCUGGACCUAUGUCGCCAACACCUUUGCCAUCACGGGGAACGCACUGGCCAAGCUCUCAAUGGGCUUCUUCUUGCUCCGUGUGGUCCAACAUAAAGCGCAAAAAGCUGCUCUAUGGAUUCUUAUCGCUGUCACGGUUGGCACAUCGUCUGCUUUGGCUGUUAUGCUGUGGAACCAAACCACUCCGAGAAAAGCGAGCUGGGAUCCCUUGAGGACACCUGGGACGUGGAACAUUCGGAUACAGCCCAUGAGUGUUGGGCUUGGAGCUUGGUCCAGUGCUUGUGAUUUCUUCUUUGCCGCUUUCCCCUGGCUGUUUAUUUGGUCUCUCCGGAUGCCUCGACGAGAGAAGGCCAUGCUUGCUAGUGGGAUGAGCCUGGGCGUCAUUGCUGGCGCAUGCGGCAUCGUCAGGACAGUGGUACUCGCCGGACUUGACACCAAUGACUACACAUUAAACUUUGCAACAUAUUAUAUCUGGGCAGGCGCUGAAAUCACCGUUGCCAUGAUCUGCCUCGGCAUACCAACCCUGAGACCGCUAUAUCUCAAAACGCGCGGCACGAGCAUCGGUUACGCGGACACACAAGAUGAUGAUACCUCACCGGAGGCCGACGAUCCAGAGUCACCACCACGCUUUACCAUGUCCAUGAGGGAGCAAAAGAACCCCCCGUCGUCUUCUGGAAUGGAGCAUAGUAUCCAACCGCAAACACCCGACUUCCGCUGUGACUCGGCGUCGUCACACACGAUAGUGCAGUCUUUUUCUAGUUCGGAACCGAUACUACCGCGGCUGAACAGGCCUGCCGGCGCCCAUACCAGGCUUCGCAGUGACCCUGAUACUGUUGUUGAUGACAUACUCGGUCUUUACGAUGAGAGGAGAGGCCAGCAGAGCCGCGGGCUGAACAAAGUCGGUCGUGGCGUUGGCUCAGGAGGGAUAUGGGUCCAAAAUGAGAUUUCCAUUGAUAGCCGUGAGUGGGAUGAUAACUGGCCGUUGAGGAAUUAG